CGGGGGCGGGGGGGGGGGCUUGGCGACCGGGACGGAAGAACAGGGAAAGGCGGGGACGCGCCAGGAACUAGCGUAGCUUCUGCCGUUAGUGCACCUCUUUCCCUGCUAAGCACCGACUCCCCCGUCAGCCUCCAUGCGGUGUCGUGUGUGCACUUUCCCAGUCUGCUUGAGAGUGAAGAUCUCGAGGGAUUUCAUAGGUAUUUUUUUCUUUGCUAUGUCAUCGUAGUCAGUGGUGGCAGAAAAGCGCUGAAGGCCCGGCUCGUUAGGCUUGAGAGGGGCCAAAGUGUUUCAUUUAGAUUUGGGGGCAGUUCACCCUGUGGCGAGUUAGGGUGAAAUGUUUGCCCUUGGGACGGUGUAACGGAAAGGCACGGAGGUUGGGCGGUCCAGGUUAAUUUGAAGGCUGAUUUUGGCUGAAGGUCUGGCGACAGCAUCGGAUCCCACGUAGCAACUUUGGCCUGACGCGAAAGAAGGAAGCUCUGACCCCUGGGAGGAUGGACAAAGGCUUUGGGUAUAGAAGCGAUGCCUUCGGAUGAUCCCCGUUUGAGGAUGGAUGGAUGGAUGUUAUGGGAAAUCCUGUGCCAUGUGGAUUCGUCUUCAUUUACGGUUCCUACUGGGGACUUUGGCUCUGUGCCGUCAUUGCUUUGGUUUUUAUUUUAAUCACCUGCAUCAGAAAAGGAUAAAAGGCACAUCGUCAUAAAGAAUCCUUGUGGACUGGGGUAGAUUAUUUUCUUCAGGGAAAGACAUGCGUUUAGAAUUUGAAUGUGCUUCAUCAAAACUUUAGGUUUUUAAGAAAUAGUCGCAGUGUUCUGUCCCUCAGUACGUCUGGCAAAUGACUUACUGUUCUCUAGUUAAAAUAGAUGGAUCUGAGAUAAUAACUAUUUAAAUUUAGCCUUCCUCCCAUUUCCCUUUCAGGCUUGAUUAGAAGAUGCACAUUACGUGUUGUUUUGUGAUACUGUGAUCAGCUGGGAUUCAGUUGCAUAAAAUCACAAUUAUUUAAAAUGAGCUUGCUAAUUUAAGUUACUUCCCCUUAAAUGAGCUUUUAUAACCCACUUCCUUCUUUUCAUAGGUUAGAAGUUCUAACAGAUCACUGUCUUUAAAUCAGCAAUAGUCACAAAAAUACUUUUGUUGCUGUCAUAAGAAAAAUUUUAAGUGCAGAGUACUUUAGAGUAUUUUUGUGUUUUGCUUUUUGUGUAACGUUUUAAGAAUAGACUUUCUGAGGAAUUUGAGGAAAUAACAUGGAAACCGCAGGAAAGGUGCUCAUUUUGAGAGCUGGUCUCUUAGAGGUGGUCUUCUAGGUGUGUUUUUGUAGGAGGACAAAUGGUACAUUACCCUACUAUCUCAAGGGCAAAAAAGUUUAAGCAGUAGUUUUAUUUCGCUGUGGCAAAUAAGAAGAAAAAUUUUAUAUAAUCUACUUGAAUUGGAAUUCAUAAAUUUGUACUCGUGGAACUACUUAGCUAAAAUAUUGUUUUUAAAUUAGGGAGGAUAAAUUACAUCACAUUUUUUGAAUUUAACAAUAAUUACUCCUUGAAAUGUCAGCGUUUCUUGUAGAUUUAUUUAUGUUACCUUUUAAAGUUUUAGAAAAAGUUUAGGAGGGACAAAAUAAUGUUUAUUACAUUGCUUUCUAAAGUACUUUAAAAGUGAAAAAUAGGCUAAGUCAUUUUGCAAAGGAAGGAGUCUUGGAACGUUAAUUUGGGUAACUAUUCCAGAAGCCAUUUACAGUGUUUGUUAAAAUGUUGAUGUGGGUAUUGGUUUGUUGAGGAAACUAAACUUACACUCUUUUUUUGGUACUGUGCAGAUUUUCAAAUAGACUGUUUUUUAGAACAGUAUUUUAGGGUCACAGUAAUACUGAGUGGAAGGUACAGAGAUUUCCCAUUUGCCCCCUGCCCCCACCCAUACCAUGCAAAUAUUUUAAUAGUAACCCUCAUUAAUAUUUUUAAUAUCAGUUUGGCAUGGAUAAUUUAGAUGUGUAAAAUGUGCCAAUUAAUUUCUUGAUAUGUUUGUUAGUGUAGCUUGUAGUUUAAAAAGUUUAAUCUGUGGACCUUUUUCAAAGGAAGAUAAACUUUGCAGUGUUCAAAGAACAUGUCUUCUGACACCACUUUGUAGAAGAGAGGGACUUUAAGUUUAAGUUGCUUUUACAGAAUUAACAGGUCUCCAAGAAAUAAAAAAAAAAGGUCAUUAUUGCUGUGGUUUGAGCUCAGCAUGGCUGUAGUCAUCCGUUUACUGGGGCUUCCUUUUAUUGCGGGGCCUGUGGAUAUUCGUCACUUCUUCACGGGAUUGACUAUUCCUGAUGGAGGAGUGCAUAUAAUUGGAGGGGAAGUUGGGGAGGCUUUUAUUAUUUUUGCAACAGAUGAAGAUGCAAGACGUGCCAUAAGUCGUUCAGGAGGGCUUAUCAAGGAUUCAUCUGUAGAGCUGUUUCUUAGUAGUAAGGCAGAAAUGCAGAAGACUAUAGAAAUGAAAAGAACUGAUCGCAUGGGAAGAGAGCGACCAGGAUCUGGGGCAUCAGGGGUUGGCAGCUUAUCUAAUUUUGUUGAGGCUGUUAAAGAAGAAGCAAGUAAUUCUGGAUAUGGCUCUCCAAUUAAUCAAGACGCUGGGUUUCAUACUAAUGGUACAGGACAUGGUGAUUUAAGGCCAAGAAAGACACGGCCAUUGAAGGCUGAGAAUCCUUACUUGUUUCUGCGAGGUUUGCCUUACUUAGUAAACGAAGAUGAUGUACGUGUUUUUUUCUCUGGUUUGUGUGUGGAUGGAGUAAUUUUCUUAAAGCAUCAUGAUGGCCGAAAUAAUGGUGAUGCCAUAGUAAAAUUUGCUUCAUGUAUUGAUGCUUCAGGAGGUCUUAAAUGUCAUAGAAGUUUUAUGGGCUCAAGAUUUAUAGAAGUAAUGCAAGGCUCAGAACAACAGUGGAUUGAGUUUGGAGGUAAUGCAAUUAAGGAGGGUGACAUUCCUAUGAGGACUGAAGAACAUUCUCCACCAAGGGGAAUUAAUGAUAGACAUUUUUGGAAACGAUCGCAUUCAAAAUCUCCCAGAAGAACACGCUCUCGUUCUCCUCUUGGAUUUUAUGUUCACUUAAAAAAUCUGUCCCUAAGUAUUAACAAAAGAGAUUUAAGGAAUUUCUUUAGAGAUACUGAUCUGACUAAUGAACAGAUUAGGUUUUUAUAUAAAGAUGAAAGAAGAACAAGAUACGCCUUUGUGAUGUUCAAGACUCUGAAAGACUAUAACACUGCUCUGGGUUUGCAUAAGACUGUUUUACAGUACCGUCCAGUUCAUGUUGAUCCAGUUUCUAGAAAACAAAUGCUGAAGUUCAUUGAAUGUUACGAAAAGAAAAGACCAGCAUCAGCAGAGAAAGAAAGGCUUGGACACGUUUCACAAAAACACUCUCAAGAAGGCUACUCUGGCCAGAAACUGUGCAUAUAUAUAAGAAAUUUUCCAUUUGAUGUUACGAAAGUUGAAGUACAGAAGUUCUUUGCAGACUUUAAUCUUGCUGAGGAUGACAUUUACUUGCUUUAUGAUGACAAAGGAGUUGGUCUGGGAGAAGCAUUGGUGAAAUUCAAAUCAGAAGAACAGGCCAUGAAAGCUGAACGUUUAAACCGGCGAAGAUUCUUGGGGACAGAGGUAUUGUUGAGGCUCAUAUCCGAGGUACAAAUGCAGGAGUUUGGUGUAAAUUUUUCUUCAAUGUCCAGUGAGAGAAUGCAUGACCAUACACAGUCAUGUGAUAGAGAUGAUUAUCCUCAUUUAUUUGACUCAGAUGAUCUACCAGUAUACUCAGCUGGCCCUUCUGAAAACUUUAGGCAUCAGCAAGAGGACUUGAGGCAACUGGACAAUUUUAAGCAUCUCCAGGGAGAUUUCCGACCGCCUGAUAGGCGGCCUCCUGAAGAUUUUAGGCAUUCCCCGGAGGACUUCAGGCGCUCCCCGGAAGACUUCAGGCACCUUCGGGAGGAACACUUCAGGGGGCCUCCUGAGGAGGACUUAAGGCGCCCUUGGGAAGAGGAGGAUUUCAGGUACCCUCGGGAGGAGGACUGGAGGCGGCCACCUGAAGAUGAUUUCAGGCGGCCUCCCAAGGAAGACUUCAGGAGACCCCCCGAGGAGGACUGGCGAAGGCCCCCAGAGGGAGACUUCCGGCGGCCACCAGAGGAGGAUUGGAGGCGGCUUCCUGAGGAGGACUUCAGACGGCUUCCCCCUGGGGAAUGGAGGCGACCACCUGAGGAAGGCUUCAGGCGGCCCCAUGAGGAGGACUUCAGGCGACUUCCAGAGGAAGACUUCCAGCGACCACCUGAAGAGGACUUCAGGCGGCCCCACGAGGAGGACUUCAGGCAUUCUCCUGAGGAGGAUUUCAGGCGUUCUCCUGAGGAGGACUUUAGGAGGCCACCCCCGGAGCACUUUCGGCGGCCACCCCCGGAGCACUUCCGGCGGCCACCCCCGGAGCAUUUCCGGCGGCCUCCCUCGGAGCACUUCCGGCGGCCACCCCCGGAGCAUUUCCGUCGGCCGCCCCAGGAACAUUUCCGUCGGCCGCCCCAGGAACACUUCCGGCGGCCGCCUCAGGAGCAUUUCAGGCGGCCUCCCCAGGAGCAUUUCAGGCGCCCACGAGAGGAAGAUUUUAGGCAUUCGCUGGAUGAAGAUUUCAGGGGCCCUCCGGAUGAAGAGUUUAGGCACCCUCCUGAUGAGGACUUCAGGAGUCCUCAGGAGGAUGAUUUCCGGUGCCCUUCUGAUGAGGACUUCAGGCGGCUCCCAGAGGAAGACCUCAGGGAAGCUCCGGAGGAGGACCCUAGACUUCCUGACAAUUUUAGACUUCCUGGUGAGGAGUUGAGGAGCCCCCCUGAUGAUUUUAGAGGUCAUCGCCCUUUUGUGAAUUUUGGUCGCCCAGAAGGAGGCAAGUUUGAUUUUGGAAAGCGUAAUAUGGGAAGUUUUCCUGAGGGGAGAUUUAUGCCUGAUCCAAAAUUAAAUUGUAAUUCAGGUAGAGUAACACCUAUUAAAAUAAUGAAUCUUCCAUUUAAGGCUAAUGUUAAUGAAAUUCUAGACUUUUUCCAUGGUUAUAGAAUCAUACCUGAAUCCGUUUCAAUACAGUAUAAUGAUCAAGGAUUACCUACAGGGGAAGCCAUUGUUGCCAUGAUAAACUAUAACGAAGCUAUGGCUGCUAUUAAAGAUCUGAACGAUAGACCAGUUGGCCCCCGCAAAGUUAAGUUAAUUUUGCUCUAGAGAGCAUUUCUACCUUCAGUUACCUCCCCACAGUAUUGAUGCAGUAAAAUGCAAUUUUUAAGUGUUUAUUUUUAAUUAUCUAAUGAAAAACAUUUUAAUUUUGAUCUGUGAAUAGAACAAAUGUAAAUACUAGACUGUGAAUCUGGUUUUCUUUUGCUUGCAAAUUGCCGUUCAUUUUUUCUAAUUUAAAAUCAUAUGGUUUUUUUGUUUUUUGGUUUUUUUUGACUGGAGGAGAGAACUAUUUCUCUGAGUGCAUUUCUGUUGAUGUCAUGGGUAAACCUCAAGACUUGUAUAAAGUAGAACUGUAUUUGGGGAAGGUAAAUUUUAUAUUCACUUUUGUUUCCAUUUUGUAGUCUGCAUCAUUUUACUCAGACUGUGUAAGGAAAUGGUCAGUGACUGAUUGUUCAGGGUUAGCAUGUUCAUUGCUAACUGCCUGCAUAAUUAAUGCCCUCUUCCUUGUCUUGAGUUAUUACUGUGUUAAGCCUCCCAUUAAUCAUAAGUAGUUCAAAAUGGACAGACUGUGAACUUGAAGUUUACUUAUGUAAAAAGUUUAGGAGAUUCUUAAAGUUUCCAUGUUCAAUACUUUCAAAGUUUUAUAAAAAUAAAAAAAUUGCAACCAAA
This is a messenger RNA of Camelus dromedarius (Arabian camel), 5808 nucleotides long. RefSeq names its product RNA binding motif protein 12B (gene RBM12B). The record is from RefSeq and is a predicted model, not a curated record. The transcript is spliced from 3 exons. The coding region runs from base 2200 to 5187 and encodes 995 amino acids. Gene Ontology annotation, cellular component: ribonucleoprotein complex. Lineage: Eukaryota; Metazoa; Chordata; Mammalia; Artiodactyla; Camelidae. Gene Ontology annotation, molecular function: RNA binding.